This is a messenger RNA of Paramecium primaurelia, 599 nucleotides long. The record is from the annotation of a GenBank genome assembly. Lineage: Eukaryota; Ciliophora; Oligohymenophorea; Peniculida; Parameciidae.
AUGGGAAAUUGUUUAAAAAGAAACUAUACUUUGUUAUAAUAAAAUUAAUAAUGCCCAAAAUGUGAAAUGGUUUUUUAUGCACAAUCAAUUACUGUUUAGGUAAUUAUUUAAAAUAAAAAUAGUAUUAAUAACACGUUUAGAAUUGUAGAUUUAGACUAUUUUAAAAUGGAGCUCCUUAAUUAAGAAAUAUUUAAGUUGAUGAUGUUGAUAUUUAGCCUAAUCAUCAUGCAAAUCUAAAUCCUAAUCCAAAUCCAAGAACCUAUGUAUUAAGAUUAUUUUUAUUAUUUUAAGCCUUAUUUUAUAUAGGAGGAUUUUCAAAAUAGAAAAUAAAAGUAUUAUUGGUGCAAAGAAUUAUUGCCAGGCUCAAAAAUUAAUUAUAAAUGGAAUCAGAGAGUGAAUAAAAAAUUAUUUUAACUAAGUUAUAUCCUGCAAUGCCAGCUGGAAAUUUUUCUGAAAUGCUGGUUUUGCCCUGGGUUCAAAUUAAGAAUUCGGAAUUUCCAAUCAAAUAAACAUGGUUUCGAUUAUAAUUAGAAAAAAAAGAAUAUCAUGGUAAUAAGAAGCAGAAACUUUAUCUGUAAACAAAGAGAGUUUUUUAAUGA